UAAACAUUUUAAUUGUACGCGCUUUGUUUGAAAAUGGCGCGUUACGCCCGCUGGAAAUAUUAGGUUAAAAAGUUGCUAAAUUAGCCUAGAAAGAAACCCGUUUCAUGGCGUCUAGGAAUAGGGAAAAUGGCACCAGACUUCGAAGAAAAAAUGCAAGAGAAUUAAUUGGAGAGGAACGAAAGAUCUCAAGUUAUUACAACUUUGUUACGGACGGUGAAGAAAUCGACAGUGAUUUACCUGUACCAAACUUGUCCUUUGGCCUCGCAUCCACCCUUGUUACCUGUGUGUCUGUUCUUUGUUAUUAUAAUUCAUGCAAAGGCGAGUUUGUCUUCGACGAUUCUGAAGCAAUUGUGGCGAACAAGGACUUGACGCCCGACAUCCCGCUUGGAGAAUUGUUUUAUCAUGACUUCUGGGGUGCGAACAUCAGUUCCAACACCAGCCACAAAAGCUAUCGUCCCUUCACUAUCCUAACAUUUCGAUUCAAUUAUUGGCUGGCAGAAGGACUGCAUCCCUGGGGGUUUCAUGUUGUCAAUGUCACACUCCAUGCUGUGGUGUCAGUCUUAUGUCUGAAACUCUUUUCGAUCAUUUUCAAUGGUAAAAAUAAUGUUAAAUUUUAUUGUGAUAAUAAAUCCUCCGCAAGAACUCGUUUCACAGCCUCAAGGGCAAGUUUAGUCGGUGCGAUCCUUUUUGCUGUUCAUCCUAUCCACACAGAGUGUGUUUCAGGUUUGGUUGGAAGGGCAGAUCUUCUUGGUGCUUUGUUUUUUAUCCUCUCAUUUCUAUUUUAUGUGAAAUGUUGUUCUGUUGAUUCUGAUGACAAUGGAUCAAUGUAUAAAUUGCCAUGGAAAUAUCUUUUGUCAAGCAUGGUAUCUUGCUGUAUAGCUAUGCUUUGCAAGGAGCAAGGAAUCACUGUUCUGGGAGUCUGUUGUGUUUAUGAUUUAAUUGUGGCUUGUGAAAUCGACCCUGCCUCUCUCUUGACGAAAGUCUCCUCAAAGGUCUCUUCACCUGAGAAGAGAAAUGGAGUUGAUUCAAAGGAGAAAAAUGAAUCAACCCUCUGGAUAAAGCUUGCUUAUCGCCAGAUAGUCCUGUUCCUUGCCGGAAUAACUCUUCUAGUCGGGCGCUGGCGCAUCAUGGGGUCUUCUCCUCCGGUUUUCCAAGUAGUGGAUAAUCCUGCAUCCUUUGAGGAGUCUCUUAUUAUGAGAAUCAUCAACUACAACUACCUGUACGCUAUCAAUGCGUGGCUCCUGAUUGUACCACAAUGGCUGUGUUUUGAUUGGUCCAUGGGGUGCGUGCCGUUGAUCAACUCCUUGUCUGAUCCGCGCAUGCUUUGUAUCGUCGGUCUGUGGACAGUGUUACUGGUGCUUAUCGCUUACUGUGUUUUCGGGAAGAGUUUACCAAACAAACGGAUUCUGACGCUGGGAUUAGCCUUCGUGGUUGUACCGUUUCUUCCUGCGACGAACAUCUUCUUCAGAGUUGGUUUUGUUGUGGCUGAAAGAGUUCUGUAUCUCUCUAGUAUCGGUUCCUGUCUCCUCACUGUCCUCGGGUUUACCUUGCUAAGCAAGUUCUCACUGGGAAAGAAGGUUAUAGGAUUCGGCAUGGUCUUGCUCAUAGCUCUGUAUUUGUCGCGAACAAUACAGAGAUCUGCUGAAUGGAUAAAUGAAGACACGUUAUUUACGUCUGGAUUGUCAGUUUGCCCGCUUAAUGCUAAGGUGCACUAUAACGUCGCUAAAGUACGAGGAGAAAAGGGACGAGUUGAAGCUGCCGAAGCAUUUUAUAGAGAAGCUAUCAGGUUGAAUCCAACGUAUGAUCAAGCGUUUAAUAAUCUGGGAAACCUAAUAAAGGACAACGGCAGAUACGAAGAGGCAGAAGCACUUUUGGAGAAAGCUGUAGAAAUUAGGAAUGAUUUUGCCGCUGGUUGGAUGAACCUUGGGACUGUCAAAGCAGCUCUGCAAAAACUCGAUGAGGCAGAAAAGUGUUACAGCAAUGCCAUACGCUACAGACGGAAAUAUCCAGACGCAUAUUUCAAUCUUGGAAAUCUGUACAUAGACCAAGAAAAGCACAAAGAAGCCAUUGUAGCGUUUAAGAUGGCUGUCAAUAUAAAGAACAAUCACGUGGGCGCGUGGAUGAAUCAUGCUUUGCUAUUGGAGAAGUCAGGUAAUAGAGAUGAGGCGAUAUCUGUUCUUCUGGAAGCAAAAAAGUACAUUGGCAAUGAAUCAACAGUUUACUUCAACCUUGGUAACAUGCUGGGACAGAACAACAAAUUCCAGGAGGCCGAGCAACAGUUUCUGGAAGCUCUCAAAUUAAGCCCAAAUUCUGCUGAAAUUCAUGGCAAUCUAGAAGCAGAGAAAUGCUACACAAAGGCAUUGCAGUUGGAUCCACAAAGCGAAAAUGUGCACGAAAACCUUGAAAAACUAAAAAGAACGAAACGGCAUUUAGCCAACGGAAGAUCCAAAGGGCGAUGAGAGAAACGAGAAAAAUUAUUUUUGUAUACAGUUGUUUAUUUUGCAAAAUUUCUAGAUCU
Pocillopora damicornis (cauliflower coral) is the source of this 2518-nucleotide messenger RNA. Its product is annotated as protein O-mannosyl-transferase TMTC4. Gene Ontology annotation, cellular component: endoplasmic reticulum. The record is from RefSeq and is a predicted model, not a curated record. NCBI's taxonomy places the organism in Eukaryota, Metazoa, Cnidaria, Anthozoa, Scleractinia, Pocilloporidae. Gene Ontology annotation, molecular function: mannosyltransferase activity; protein binding. Gene Ontology annotation, biological process: endoplasmic reticulum unfolded protein response; protein O-linked glycosylation via mannose.